This is a messenger RNA of Balaenoptera musculus (blue whale), 2935 nucleotides long. RefSeq names its product torsin family 4 member A (gene TOR4A). NCBI's taxonomy places the organism in Eukaryota, Metazoa, Chordata, Mammalia, Artiodactyla, Balaenopteridae. The transcript is spliced from 3 exons. Gene Ontology annotation, cellular component: endoplasmic reticulum lumen; nuclear envelope. The record is from RefSeq and is a predicted model, not a curated record. The coding region runs from base 791 to 2041 and encodes 416 amino acids. Gene Ontology annotation, molecular function: ATP hydrolysis activity; ATP binding.
AUGGUGAGGCCCGGGCCUGGCUGCGCUCGGGGCCAAAAGACUCGACACGAUCGGCCGUGGGUGGGCCUCAGUGCCCAUCACCAGUGCUGACAUGUUGCCGAGGGGCAGGCUGUGUGGAGGUCUCUGUGACCUUGACAGGGGCGGCUCUGCAGGUGUUGGGGAGGAACUGGUAGAGAUGGUGACUAAGGAAAGCAAGGACCUGGGGGUGUGGGCGUCGGCAGUCGGGAGGAGCCCGGCGUUUGUGCGCUGAUGUGACAAGGAAUGAAAAGCCCCCUCCUCACCCAGUGAUGGGGCUCUGGACCCCAGCAGGUUUGGGACCAGAAGCUGGCAGAAGCAGCUGCCAGCCAGCGCCCCCGCCCCACCCCUGUGCACCUUUUCCCGCGUCUGCCUGUCAGGGUCUCCUGGGGUUCUCUGUGUCAGAAGAAGCUGGGAGACUGUAGAAAGCCUGAAGACCCCAAAGGACCCCACCCUCAUACCGGGGCCGUGGGGCACCAGCAGAGACCUGGACAGAUAUCCUUCCGUCCUGGUUCCAGGAAGGCCUGGGCAGGGGUCACAUGGUGGGUGACGCCCGAGGGGUCCCUGAGCACCUGGCCCAGCACAGAGAGGGGCAGCGGGUCUCAGGGAGCCAGGCCCGCAGCUGGAGAGGAGGAAGCAGAGAAGCAGCAGUUUCUCAGUGAUUCCGCCGGAGGGCAUCGGACACACAUGGACAGGCAGGAGCCCCAUAUUCUGGGGAGGACGGGAGCCCCCAAGCCCGGAGGGUGACCUGCAUGCCAAGCGCCGCCCCUGCGCCAUGGACCGCGGCCAGCCCAGCCCGGAGCCCGCGGCAGCGGACCCCGUCGCCCCCCGCCCGAGCGUGAUCGCGCCCGUGCGCGCCGUGGUCUGCCUGCGCCGCCGCGUGCGCCUCCUGCGCAAGCGGUGCCUCCCGCCUCCGGCCGUGAGGGUGGACUCCGAGCCCCGGGCGCCGCGAGCGGACCCGGACCAGCCGCAGUUUUUCACCUUCGACGGCCCGGCGGAGCUGCCUUCGAGGCGGCCGCGAAAGAAGCGCCGGCGCAGCCGCGUGGUGCUCUACCCCGAGACGUCGCGCAAGUACCGGCCGCGCGCGGAGCGCCGGAGCCGCGCGCAGCGUUGCCUGUUGCUGCUUGUGGCCAUCGUGGGCUUCCAGGUGCUCAACGCCAUCGAGAACCUGGACGACAACGCGCAGCGCUAUGACCUUGACGGGCUGGAGAAGGCGCUGCAGCGGGCCGUGUUCGGCCAGCCGGCGGCCGUGCGGCGCGUCGUGGCGCUGCUGCGGGACUACCUGGCCACGCACGUGCACAGCCGCCCGCUGCUCCUGGCGCUGCAUGGGCCCAGCGGCGUGGGCAAGAGCCAUGUGGGCCGCCUGCUGGCGCGCCACUUCCGCGCGGUGCUCGAGGACGGCGCGCUCGUGCUGCAGUACCACGCGCGGCACCACUGCCCCGAGCCGCGCGCCGCGGAGGACUGCCGCCAGGAGCUGGCGCGGCGUGUGGCCGACGUGGUGGCGCGGGCCGAGGCGGAGGAGAAGACCCCGCUCCUGGUGCUGGACGACGUGGAGCUCCUGCCGCCGGCGCUGCUGGACGAGCUGCACGGCUUCCUGCAGCCGCAGCGCUCGCACCACUUCCACAACGCCAUCUACGUGCUUCUCAGCGGCAACGGCGGCGAGGAGGUCACGCGCUUCGUGCUGCAGAACGCGUCCCGCACGCUGGCCCUGUGCCCAGACGGCGCCCACGGGGCCGGGGCCGCGGCGGUGGCGGCACAGGCCGAGGAGGAGCUGCGCGCCAGCCUGAGGGCGCUCCUGGUGCGCGACCACCCGCUGUGGCAGGCCGCGGCCAUCGUGCCCUUCCUGCUGCUGGACAAGGGGGAUGUGGUCAACUGCUUCCGGGACGAGAUGGCCGGGGAGGGCUUCUUCCCGGAGCAGGCCCGCGCCGAGCUCCUGGCCGCGCAGCUCAGCUACUACCGCGUGGCUGGCCGCGAGUUCGCCGUCACUGGCUGCAAGCAGGUGGUGGCCACGGUGAACCUCUUGUAGCGCGGGCGCCGCCGGACGCAGUGGACGCCCACGGGCACGACGGGACGUUGGUGUGAUAGUGGCAGUUGGAGGGAGGGGACCCUGUGGAUUUGCCCCAGGCCUCUAAGCCCCGAAUAAAUAUGUCCAUGGCCCUCCGCCGGUUCACACUGGGACCUGGGGGGACCGUUGGGGCUGGGUCAGCUCUGAGCUCCUCUGCCAAUUCCAACCCCCCUCAGAGCCCCAAUCUGCCACCUGCUGGUCCUUAAUUCAGCCUGCAUUCUUCAGCGCCAGUAUGUCCCACAGGGCUGGCUCCUCAGGAGUGGGUAGGUCUGUCCCCGUGGGACAGAGGAUAGAUGACGGCAGAGCGGGUGAGCAGACCCCAGGGACACAUAGCUGGUCCCCUGCAGAGUCGGAUAUGACCACGACUCGUUCGGGUGCCUGCAGCAGCCGAACACAAACUUGCUCACCCCGGGGGCCUAAAGUCCUGGAUGCUUCUCCACUGCAAGAAUCCCGUGGGUCUGCAUGGAUUUCUCAUGGCAUCUUGGGCCCAGGAGCUCCCCGGGAGGCAAAGGGAUGGGUGGGGGGCUCCACCCAAUGAGCUGGUCCAGUGGAAUCCCCUAAAUGUUCCGGAAGGGGGACUCUCUCAGGGUGACAGCAGUAGGAGGUGGGUCCAAGUCGGGGUCCCUGACCUCCUGGAUCCCCCUGCGCUGCCCACCAACCUGCUCCAGGGUGCUGAACUCGGGGGAGGCCUGUGAGUCGGGAUGCCUCAGACCGCAGAGGUCCACUGCUUCCCAGGCCUGGGGUGGGGCCUCAUGCUUGCCAUCCUGGCUUCUCCCCAACCCUGGCUCUGCAGGCUCAUGUCUCCCCGAGCAGGACUGCAGGAGCCAUGCUGGCUGCCUGGGGCGGGUGAGCGCC